AGCCGCAGCGACAGCAGCCACGGGAGCCGCCGCGCAUUAUGCAAAGCGGCCGCAGAUGCGAGCGGGGCCAGCCGGGCGCGCGUCGGCCUCUCCUCCCAGCGGCUCGCCCAGCCGCCGCCUGACUCUCCCGGGAGACUCCCUCGGCCCGGGCCCGGGGCCGAGGAGGGCCGGGAUGGCCUGAGUGCCCGCGUCGCGGCGGCGCAGCAGCGGGAUUGCACCAUGGGGAACCAGGAUGGGAAGCUGAAGAGGAGCGCAGGUGAUGCCUUGCACGAAGGCGGCGGCGGCGGCGGCACCGAGGAUGCGCUGGGGCCCAGGGAUGUGGAAACCACAAAGAAGGGGAGCGGGGGUAAGAAGGCGCUGGGCAAGCACGGCAAGGGGGGAGGGGGCGGCGGCGGGGAGUCGGGCAAGAAGAAGAGCAAGUCGGACUCCAGAGCCUCGGUGUUUUCCAACCUGCGGAUCAGGAAGAAUCUGUCCAAGGGGAAAGGCGCCGGCGGCUCCCGCGAAGAUGUGCUGGAUUCCCAGGCCCUGCAGACGGGGGAGCUGGACAGCGCUCACUCCCUGCUCACCAAGACUCCGGACCUCAGCCUCUCGGCGGACGAGACCGGCCUAUCGGAUACUGAGUGUGCGGACCCUUUUGAGGUGACCCGUCCAGGGGGUCCUGGGCCUGCCGAGGCUAGGGUCAGGGGCCGGCCGGUCACCGAGGAUGUGGAAACUGCAGCAGGGGCGCAAGAUGGACAGAGGACCAGCUCGGGCUCGGACACGGACAUCUAUAGCUUCCACUCGGCUACGGAGCAAGAGGAUUUGCUUUCAGACAUCCAGCAGGCGAUCCGCCUGCAGCAGCAGCAGCAGCAGCAGCUCCAGCUCCAGCUCCAGCAACAGCAGCAGCAGCAGCAGCAGCUCCAGGGCGCCGAGGAGCCUGCAGCGCCCCCCACCGCCGUCUCCCCUCAGCCCGGGGCCUUCCUGGGCCUGGACCGGUUCCUGCUGGGGCCGAGCGGCGGGGCUGGGGAGGCCCGGGGCAGUCCAGACACUGAGCAGGCGCUGUCCGCGCUCUCCGACCUGCCCGAGAGCCUGGCCGCCGAGCCCCGGGAGCCCCAGCAACCGCCGUCCCCCGGCGGCCUCCCAGCCUCCGAGGCACCCAGCCUCCCGGCGGCCCAACCCGCGGUCACAGACUCGCCGUCCUCCACGGCUUUCCCGUUUCCCGAGACCGGGCCGGGGGAGGAAGCGGCCGGAGCCCCCGUGCUAGGGGCUGGGGACACGGAUGAGGAGGGCGAGGAGGAUGCUUUUGAGGAUGCACCCCGGGGCUCUCCGGGGGAGGAGUGGGCCCCGGAGGUGGGAGAGGACGCCCCGCAGAGGCUGAAGGAAGAGACGGAGGAGGAAGCGCAAGGACCUGACUCCCCCGCGGCCGCUUCCCUGCCCGGCAGCCCUGCGCCCAGCCAGCGCUGUUUCAAGCCCUACCCGCUCAUCACCCCCUGCUACAUCAAGACCACCACCCGGCAGCUCAGCUCGCCCAAUCACUCCCCGUCUCAGUCCCCUAAUCAGAGCCCCAGGAUCAAGAGGCGGCCGGAGCCCUCCUUGAGCCGAGGGUCCAGAACUGCCUUGGCCUCCGUAGCCGCCCCGGCCAAGAAGCACCGGGCCGACGGCGGCCUUGCGGGCGGCCUGAGCCGCUCGGCGUACUGGACGGAGGAGCUGGGCGCCCGCACGCCCCGGGCGGGAGGCUCCGCGCACCUGCUGGAGCGCGGGGUGGCCGCUGACAGCGGCGGUGGGGUGUCCCCGGCACUGGCCGCCAAGGCGUCUGGGGCGCCAGCGGCUGCGGAUGGCUUCCAGAACGUGUUCACAGGGCGAACACUGUUGGAGAAGCUGUUCAGCCAGCAGGAGAACGGGCCUCCAGAAGAAGCAGAGAAGUUUUGCUCGCGGAUCAUUGCCAUGGGUCUUCUCCUUCCUUUUAGUGAUUGCUUCAGGGAACCGUGUAAUCAGAAUGCCCAGACCAAUGCAGCUUCGUUUGAUCAAGAUCAGCUUUAUACCUGGGCUGCAGUUAGUCAACCCACACACUCGUUGGACUAUUCAGAAGGGCAGUUUCCUAGGCGAGUCCCAUCCAUGGGGCCACCAUCCAAACCUCCUGAUGAAGAACACAGGCUCGGGGAUGCUGAAACAGAGGAUGAUGGAGAAUCUCAAUCUGCUGUUUCGGAAACUCCCAAAAAACGCUCGGAUGCUGUCCAGAAGGAAGUUGUUGACAUGAAGUCUGAGGGACAGGCCAAUGUAAUUCAGCAGCUGGAACAGACUAUUGAGGAUCUGAGAACCAAAAUAGCUGAACUAGAGAGGCAGUAUCCUGCCCUGGACACAGAGGUGGCCAGUGGUCGUCAAGGGCUUGGGAAUGGAGUGACAGCCUCAGGCGAUGUCUGUCUCGAAGCUCUCAGGUUAGAAGAAAAGGAAGGACGGCAUCAAAGGAUUUUAGAGGCGAAAUCCAUACAGACUUCCCCGACAGAAGAGGGCGGGGUACUGACACUGCCUCCUGUGGGUGCGCUGGGGCAUCCUCCAUGCCCGCCUGGGGCUGAAAGUGGACCUCAGACAAAGUUCUGUUCAGAGAUUUCUUUGAUUGUGUCUCCAAGGCGAAUAUCAGUCCAGCUCGACAGCCAUCAGCCCACACAGAGCAUCUCACAGCCUCCACCACCUCCAUCCCUUCUGUGGUCUGCUGGUCAAGGACAGCCUGGGUCACAGCCGCCCCAUUCUUCUCUUUCUACCGAGUUUGAAACCAGCCAUGAACACUCUGUUUCCUCCGCCUUUAAAAACAGCUGUAACAUCCCAUCUCCACCACCUCUGCCUUGCACAGAGUCCUCCAGCUCCAUGCCUGGCCUGGGCAUGGUGCCUCCCCCACCUCCCCCUCUCCCUGGCAUGACAGUGCCUACUCUGCCCAGUACAGCCAUUCCCCCACCUCCUCCUCUGCCGGGUACAGAAAUGCUGCCACCGCCUCCCCGUCUUCUUCCUGAUCCCCCACCUCCUCCCUUGCCAGGUAUGGGGAUUCCACCUGCUCCAGCUCCCCCACCCCCUCCACCUGGGACAGGAAUCCCACCGCCCCCUCUGCUUCCUGCAUCAGGCCCUCCACUCCUCCCACAAGUUGGGAGUAGCACUUUACCAACCCCACAGGUGUGUGGAUUUCUUCCUCCUCCAUUGCCGAGUGGCUUGUUUGGAUUAGGGAUGAAUCAGGACAAAGGGAGUAGGAAGCAGCCCAUAGAGCCUUGUCGACCAAUGAAGCCUCUUUACUGGACCAGGAUUCAACUACAUAGUAAAAGAGACUCCAGUACUUCACUUAUUUGGGAAAAAAUUGAGGAGCCAUCCAUAGAUUGUCAUGAAUUUGAGGAAUUAUUUUCUAAAACUGCUGUAAAGGAGAGAAAGAAACCUAUCUCUGAUACCAUCUCAAAGACAAAGGCUAAACAAGUUGUCAAGUUAUUAAGCAACAAAAGAUCACAAGCAGUUGGAAUACUAAUGUCUAGUCUUCAUUUAGAUAUGAAAGACAUACAACAUGCUGUUGUGAACUUGGAUAAUUCUGUGGUUGACCUGGAGACCCUUCAAGCUCUCUAUGAGAAUAGAGCACAGUCAGACGAACUGGAAAAAAUAGAAAAGCAUGGCCGGUCUUCCAAAGACAAGGAAAAUGCCAAGUCUCUGGACAAACCUGAGCAGUUCCUUUAUGAACUGUCACUAAUCCCCAACUUUUCAGAGCGAGUCUUUUGCAUCCUGUUCCAGUCCACGUUUUCAGAAAGCAUUUGCUCAAUUCAUCGCAAACUGGAAUUACUACAGAAAUUGUGUGAGACGUUAAAAAAUGGCCCAGGGGUUAUGCAGGUUCUAGGUUUGGUUCUUGCCUUUGGCAACUACAUGAAUGGAGGAAAUAAGACUCGAGGACAGGCAGAUGGCUUUGGAUUAGACAUUCUUCCAAAACUGAAAGAUGUCAAGAGCAGUGACAAUAGCAGAAGCCUUUUGUCAUAUAUUGUUUCGUAUUAUCUCCGAAAUUUUGAUGAGGAUGCUGGAAAAGAACAGUGCCUCUUUCCACUGCCAGAACCCCAGGACCUUUUCCAGGCCUCACAGAUGAAGUUUGAAGAUUUUCAAAAAGAUCUCAGAAAACUGAAGAAAGACUUGAAAGCCUGUGAAGUUGAAGCGGGGAAAGUAUACCAGGUCUCCUCAAAAGAGCACAUGCAGCCUUUUAAAGAAAACAUGGAACAAUUUAUUAUUCAAGCCAAAAUUGACCAAGAGGCAGAGGAAAAUUCACUGACAGAGACUCAUAAAUGCUUUUUGGAGACUACGGCAUAUUUCUUCAUGAAACCAAAACUUGGAGAGAAGGAGGUGUCCCCAAAUGCUUUCUUCAGUAUCUGGCAUGAAUUCAGCUCUGACUUUAAAGACUUCUGGAAGAAAGAGAACAAACUUCUUCUACAAGAGAGAGUAAAAGAAGCCGAGGAGGUGUGUAGACAGAAGAAGGGAAAAUCACUUUAUAAAAUAAAACCAAGACAUGAUUCUGGAAUUAAAGCAAAGAUAAGCAUGAAAACUUGAACACUGAAAAGCAGAAUGAAAAUGAGUCAUUGCAACGACUUUCACAAAAUUCAGCUGACCUGAGGGUGGGAAGGAAACUACCGUCAUUCUGCUCAUGUUUCUUCUUGACCUCUUGCAUAAUCUUUUUGUUUUCUAGACAGUUCACUAAUUGUUGAGUUUUACUGUAUAUUCAUAUAAAAAUACAAAAGUACUAGACCAGUGGAGAAUUUGACGCCUUUUCUUUUUGUAAAAGUUUAUGGUAUUAUACCGAUAGACCAAAACAGCAUGUAUAAGAGGCAGUAUCUGCACUAAUUCUGAACAUGCUAAACAUUAACUAAAAUUCCCUGUUGUGAGAAUAUUCCUCAUCACAGCAAAAACACUUUCCUUUCUACUGACAACCAGUCCACGUCACAGCAUUUAGACAUAUGGGUAAAAUGUUAUUUCUAGUGAAUUGUUUGUAUCAGUUUCAUGUCUACGUGUAAAUUUUCUAUUUUAAAAUUUGAGUACCAUUUAUAAUCAGUGCUUUCCAAACUCUUGGGUUGCUCUCCAUAGCUAUAUAUUUGUGAAAGAAGAUGGUCAUUUUUUUACUGAAGUCAUACAAUGACUUGAGUCAGCUCAUAAUGCAAAACAUGAUGGUUUUGUAUGAGCUGGGUUUUUGGGUUUUUUUUUUUUUUCCAUUACUUUUAAUGAUCUUCGUUGCAAGUUACAGUUGUGGAUAAAGGGGAGAAUUUAUUGCUCUUGCAAAUCAAUUAUGGAAAGCAACUUAAGAAAAACAAUGUUCUAAAUCAUAAUUGUUUGUAUUUAUGUAAAGUAUGGUCUCUUACUUUUUAGUUUGUAGUUUAAGUGCAAAGGAACAGUAGUGGUUAUUUUCCUGUUGUUUUGUAGUCUUCCUGUCCCCUUCAGUCCCUCCAGUGUGUAUAUUACCAUUCUCCAAUGAAAUAAUAGGGCAUUUAACAAAGAUCGCUAUGUGCAAUACUGUAUUUAGUGUUUCUAUUUCGAUUUUUCUAGGAUGUUAAUUUAUAUGAAAAUAAAAUGAAUAAUAAAAGAAUAAAGAUACUUGCAAAA
Molecule: messenger RNA, 5580 nt
Organism: Cercocebus atys (sooty mangabey)
Lineage: Eukaryota; Metazoa; Chordata; Mammalia; Primates; Cercopithecidae
Gene: FMN2
Product: formin 2
Exons: 20
Coding region: 220-4536 (1438 amino acids)
Biological process (GO): intracellular signal transduction; intracellular transport
Cellular component (GO): endoplasmic reticulum membrane; nucleus; cytoplasm
Source: RefSeq, a predicted model, not a curated record